Molecule: messenger RNA, 723 nt
Organism: Zingiber officinale
Lineage: Eukaryota; Viridiplantae; Streptophyta; Magnoliopsida; Zingiberales; Zingiberaceae
Product: mannose-specific lectin-like
Exons: 1
Coding region: 41-547 (168 amino acids)
Source: RefSeq, a predicted model, not a curated record
AAUCACUUUGACUGAAGUGAGCGAUAUCUGUAGCUUUGCCAUGGCUGUCCUUGUUAUUCUCUUUGCCGUCCUCCUCCUCCUGCCUUCCUCCAUGGCCAACAACAUUCUCUAUGAAGGCGAAACGCUGAAGACCGGCCAAUCCCUCACAGAAGGGGUCUAUACACUCACCAUGCAGACAAACUGCAACCUUGUGCUGUCCGACAACGACCAUGCCGUGUGGUCCUCUAAUACCGGCGGCAAAGGCACCAACUGCUACCUCAGUGUGCAGACCGACGGCAACCUCGUCAUCUACGACAAGGCCACCAAUGUUAUUUGGUCGAGCGACACUUGGUCCCGUUGGGGGGGGCCCUACAUCCUCAUCCUGCAGCGCAACCGCAACGUCGUUUUGUAUGACUCCAAGUGGGCCACCAACACCUACACCGCCAAUUCCGAAGGCGUCGUGAUCGUCAAAAAGGACCACAACGAUACUAGCAUCACGGCCGAGGUGGUCGUGCCGGCGGCGGAUGAACCCACGAACAGAAAGAUCGCCAUGGUGACUAAUAAUUAGUUGACCAUGCAUGGAUCACUUUUAAAUAAAAUGAACGAGUGACGAGGCAUAAAUAAUUAUCUACGUCGGCGAUAAAAAAUAAUUAUUUACGUGUCUGGUAGCCUCCGUCGUUUGUAUGUUGUGCCUACUGUUAAGUGUGAGUUGAUCUAUCACAUUAAUUAUCUUGUUUUCUAUCA